Messenger RNA from Anolis carolinensis (green anole), 935 nucleotides. RefSeq lists its product as uncharacterized. Bases 329 to 727 code for a protein of 132 amino acids. The transcript has 5 exons. The record is from RefSeq and is a predicted model, not a curated record. NCBI's taxonomy places the organism in Eukaryota, Metazoa, Chordata, Lepidosauria, Squamata, Anolidae.
UCUGCCCAUUUAUAAUGGAUGCCUUUCAGUUUGUGUAGCCUGAGGAUGCAGACAGGAUCCUUGGAGAGGUGAAUCCCACCAUAUGUAUGCCUGACCUUUGCCUGUUCUGGCUUAUGAAUAUGGCAAAGUGAGCUGACUAGUAAUGCAUCUGUCUUUGCAAUAAGAUGUGAUCCCAUCAUGGAAUCAGUGUGAAAUCUCUCAAAGAUGUCGGACUGAAGCUGCUGAAGAAGCUUUAGAGAAAGCAACUUUAUUGCAUUAUGAGGCUGAAAGGGAGAAGCGCUUGCUAGAAUGUGACAAAGAAGAGAAGGAAAAGCAGUGUGAGACAUGGAUGAAGAAAUAUAAUGCUUUGGCAGAGCUUCUGCAUUCUCAAGAAGAGGAGAAAUCAAAAAGGCAAAAUAAAGCUUGCCAAGUGAAAAUGAAAAGUUAUUUCUUAUGUAUCAGUGAAAGCAAUGAACACAUCACAGCACUGAGAAAUGAAGAUGGAAUUCUCCAGAGAUUUGUGGAAGGAGAGCAGGUCUGUUUUUCAAUCCCUAGCACUGAUAAUGAAGAAAAUGCCAAGACCACUGACAGGGUUUUGUAUAGAGUUACUGCUCCGAGCUCAAAUUCUGGGCAAUUUCAAAUGGGUUCGCAUUGCCCUGCUGAACUGCAGGAGAAAAUGUCAGCCAGAAGAGGCAAGAAAAUCAUUGAGUAUUUCUGGUUUCCAGUUGAUGGCGAUAAUGAAGACUGACUGGAGAAGAAAUACAGUAGUUGUACAUAUGUGAAAAAGAUAAUGUAAGGUAUUUUAUUCACUGAGAAUAGUGACCCUAAACGUUGCAUAUUUAUCUCCGAGGCAUAUGGCUUCGUGUUGGUGAAGCAGUCAAAUCUUCCAUAAUUAGCACACAUAACUGCAUAUAUAUAUAUAUAUAUAUAUAUAUAUAUAUAUAUAUAGACAGACA